Nicotiana attenuata is the source of this 2016-nucleotide messenger RNA. RefSeq lists its product as uncharacterized. The transcript has 4 exons. Lineage: Eukaryota; Viridiplantae; Streptophyta; Magnoliopsida; Solanales; Solanaceae. Bases 1 to 2016 code for a protein of 671 amino acids. The record is from RefSeq and is a predicted model, not a curated record.
AUGGAAAGCAAAAAUUCAGCCCUUAAAAAUUUGGAAAUCCAGCUGAGCCAAUUGACAGCUCUUGUGUCAGAAAAAAUUCAAGUCCCCUUACCAAUCAAUACGGAGAAAAAUCCAAAGGAACACUUAAGGCCAUCACCUUACGAUCAGAUUCACAUUAAUAUUCCUUUUGCCAAUACUUUGUUGCAAACGCCUUCUUACGCCAAAUUCCUGAAAGAAAUUUUGUCAAGCAAAAGGAAAUUGGAAAAAGUUUAUGUGGUAAUGCUAACGGAAAAAUGUAGUGCUAUACUUCAAAAUAAGCUACCGCAAAAACUUGGUGACCCAAGCAGUUUUACAAUUUCAUGCACUUUGGGAGGAGUGUAUUUUGAAAUGGCACUCUGCGAUUCUGGAGCUUCAAUAAACUUGAUGCCACUUAGAAAAUUAAAUCUUGGUGAGUUGAAAGAUAUAGGUGUCUCUCUACAGUCUGCAGAUCAAAGUACUAAGAAACCUAAGGGAAUAAUUGAAAAUGUACUUAUGAGAGUAGAUAAAUUAGUUUUCCCUAUAGAUUUCACGGUGCUUGAAAUGAAGGAGUGCCCUGAUGAACCAAUUAAUUUGGGUAGACCAUUUCUUGCUACAGGUAGAGCAAUUAUAGAUGUCCAUCAAGGACAACUAAUUUUAAGAUUUGAUGAAGAAAGGGUCAUUUUUGACAUGCAAAAGUUACUAAGAUAUUCAGGAGAUGAAUCAUCACCUUCGUGCUUUUUAAUUGACAUGAUUAGUUAUCUUGCAGAUGAAUUUAGAGAUGAUCAAUUAACUCCAGACUCGAUGGAAAGAUGCUUGGCCAAAUCAGGCACCAUACAGGAUGAUGAUCCCACCAUCAGAAGAGAAGUUGAAAUAUUAGAAAAAGAUACUGAGGAUCGGGAGAUGCAACCUGAAGAAAUUCAACCAAAUAUCGAACUCAAAAUUAUCCCAUCUCAUUUAAAAUGUGCUUAUCUUGAGAAAGAACAAUGUCCAGUGAUUAUUUCAUCUUUUUUGACUGCAGAACAAGAAGAAAGAUUAAUUGAAGUCUUGAAAACAUACAAAAGAGCCUUAGGGUGGACUAUAGCAGAUAUCAAAGGGAUUGAUCCAGUUGUUUGUACUCACAGAAUCCUCAUGGAUGAUAGCUACAAACCAAUAGUUCAAUCCCAAAAUAGAAUGAAUCCAGCAAUACAGGAAGUGGUAAAAAAGGAAAUUGUAAAACUUUUGGCGGCAGUUAUCAUUUAUCCUAUUUCAAACAGUCCUUGGGUAAGUCCUAUUCAGGUAGUGCCAAAGAAAGGAGGGUAUAAGCAGAUACCAAUUGCACCAGAAGAUCAAGAUGAGACAACCUUCACAUGUCCUCAUGGAACAGAUGCUUAUAUGAGAAUGCCAUUUGGUGUUUGCCUAGAUGCAUUUGAGACCCUUAAGAAAAAUUUAUCAAAUGCCCAUGUAGUUGUGUCCCCUGACUGGAAUCAAACUUUUGAGGUUAUGUGUGAUGCUAGUGAUAUAUCAGUAGGAGUUGUUUUAGGCCAGAGAAAGGAUAAGAUUUUUCGUCCCAUUUACUAUGCUAGUAGAACAAUGAAUGAGGCUCAACUCAAUUAUGUCACAACAAAGAAAGAGUUACUAGCAGUAGUAUUUGCAUUUGAUAAAUAUCGUCCAUAUUUAAUAGGAACUAAGGUAAUAGUUUUCACUGAUCAAGCAGCUUUGAAAUACCUCUUAGCAAAGAAGGAUGCUAGACCUAGAUUGUUAAGAUGGAUUUUACUUCUGCAAGAAUUUGAUCUUGAGAUAAAAGAUAAAAAGUGGACAGAGAAUCAGGUAGCUGACCACUUGUCUAGAUUAGAAAAUCCUCCGCUUGAGUUUAGUGAGAUAAAGGAAGAAUUUGCUGAUGAACAUAUUUUUUCAAUCGACUCAGUAGUGACUCAACCAUCCUGGUUUGCAGAUAUUGCAAACUACUUGGUUGGAAAGUGGACAUCCCAAGAUCUUUUGUACCAACAAAGGAAAAAACUUAUAUCUGAUGCUAACUGCUAA